AUUCUUACAGGUUUGGAACAACUUGAGGGCGAGUGAAUGAUGACAUAAUAUUCAUUUUUGGGUGAACUAUCCCUUUAAGCAUAGAAACAAAUUUGAACGUGACAACUGGGUGGGAACGUUUAACAGAAAGCUUCGUUUUCUCGCCGGAUCGUUUUUAGUUGUCGAACCAACAAGGCAAGCAGGAUGGAAGUGAGGGAUGCCAAUGCUGCAAUGCUGAGCAAUUAUGAGGUCUAUCAGCUCCUGACAGACCUUAAAGAAAAAAGAAAGGAGACUGUUAAAAAUAAGCACAGCACCGGGCAGCAGAAUCUCAACACCAUCAUGUAUGAGACCCUGAAGUACCUCUCCAAUACACCGUGUGUUCAUCAGAAUCCAGAGAAUGUGAAGGAGUUCCUCGCUGCCAUGCUGCCUCACAAGCUCACUAAAGCUGAAAAGCUGCAGCUUCUUAACCACAGACCCCAGACUGCUGUUGAGAUCCAGCUGAUGGUAGAGGAGAGUGAAGAAAGACUGACAGAAGAACAGAUCGAUGAACUGAUACAGAAAGUCACAGACAUCCUGCCUGGUGACCCCCAGAAAGAAGGCGAUGCAUCUGCCGACCCUGUGAUGGAGACAGACCAGUAGCAUCAGCCAUGGAAUUUUUUUAAAUGCUUUCAUUCCCAAACACGCAAGAAACUGAUUUCAGAUUUGUUGACAGUGCUAAUACUUCAGUAUACUUUUGAUCAUCAUUAUAUUAUUAUAAAAUAUAUUCUUUAUAACAUUUUAAUAAAAAUGUCAGCCAUGGGUAAAUUUAGAGCCAAAAGUGAUGUCUAUAAAAGUGUGUAUUUAUGUAACCUAAUGUAUAUAUUGUACAGGCUUAUGAUAAAAACAAAAAACCACAAAAAAAAAAACACUUUGUCAGCAUUUUUUUUUUCAAACCCAUUUGUAGUUGCAUUGAUCUUUCAGAGGGGAAGUAUGUAAUCUUCUGGAGUCAAGACAAUCUCACUUCCUCUUUAAAAUCCUUCCUGUACUGUUUCUCUUUAAUUUGGUUUAUUAUCAUGUUGUAUUAUUGACCAUUUAAGGUGCGAACUGAGAGUGACUUAACAAAGCAAACCCGGCCGUUUAUCAUUUGUCAACCUGUGUGAAUAUGAGAUGUCUGUGUGACUGCAAGUUUCUACUGAGCUCUUAUAACAAGACUUUUAUCCAUAAAGUUGCUUAAUGUGAUGCUUUUGUAAUUUAAUUGUCUCACAAUCGAAUCGUAAAUAGACGUUUUUAUCGUCUAUUUUAUCGUAAAUAGACUCAUUUCAGCUCCCCACAAACAACAGGAGUAAAGUGACAAUAACAGUCGUUAUUUUUUAAUAAAUCUGACGACCAUAUGUAUGAUUUUAUUGAUUGAAAUAUAUAUUCUCAUUGACAUAAUUCCACUGAGGAGAAAAGAGACUGAUAGACGUCGACAGGAGUUUGAUUUAUGACAGCAAUGCCAUGUCAUAUAGAGAAAGCCAAUGAAAACCAUCUGAUUGGCAAUAGACGUUUGCUGUAACCAAUGAAAUUUGAGAGUUCCUCUAUAGCGCUGUGGUAACUGGUAUGAAUUUAAAACCUCUACUUGUAAUUCAGGUUUUCGCUGGAAUCAUUCCUCACAUAGACAGAAAUUCGCGAGAAAUGUGCUCGCGGUGUAAGACUGUCUCUCUCAACGUUAGAGCUUCAUAGCUCCCUUUACACGAUCUUCGCGUCUGCAUUUCAUCAGAGAGACGUGAUUCUGGAGAAUGUAGGAUUCGAGGAGUUGUACUUUCUGUACGGCACAAUGGUGCUGACAGAGAACAUAAGGCUUGACUUACCAAGUCUGAGUUUAUUGAAGCCCCAAGCAAGGGCCUGAAGAGCUGCUGGCUGGGGAAAAAAAAUCUCUUCCCUCCCCCAAAAACUGUUUUACCUAAGCUGCCGUUCUACAUUUUUUCACCGUGACCCUUUCUGGAAAGCAUUCGCUCUGUCUUUCCAAGAUCCACCCUGACCUUUUUCCCGCUUCUUUCUGUGAAGUCUGUUUUUCCAAUUUUGCUGGUCUCAUUCUUUUUUUUUUUUUUAUGACCACAGACCGCAUUCUCCCCUAACUAUAAGUCAUGAGAAAACAAACAUGCAACAUUCUCCUGAUCUGUGUGGUCAUCAGCUCCAUCACGGUG
Molecule: messenger RNA, 2144 nt
Organism: Ctenopharyngodon idella (grass carp)
Lineage: Eukaryota; Metazoa; Chordata; Actinopteri; Cypriniformes; Xenocyprididae
Gene: crcp
Product: calcitonin gene-related peptide-receptor component protein
Exons: 7
Coding region: 184-618 (144 amino acids)
Biological process (GO): transcription initiation at RNA polymerase III promoter
Cellular component (GO): RNA polymerase III complex
Molecular function (GO): nucleotide binding
Source: RefSeq, a predicted model, not a curated record